AGGCUUGCUCGGUCCCUGCUCUUUGUGAGGGGAGAAGGAGAGACAUGGCUGAGAGUGGAAACCGGGAGCGGUUUGGGGCGCUUCGCAAAGUUCUCCAGCCCCGAGAGCCGGCGAUGUGCCUGCCAAAGGCUGGGGGCCGUCCGUCUGGUCCUGCCCGACGCUGUUCCAGCCCGCGAGCUCUGGGAAAGGGGUCGCUGAACUAACUCCAAGCUGGUGUGCAAAGUGUCCGCGCAGCUGCCGGCCCAGGAGCUGGAGUGGCCAUGGCGGCCGGAGUCGCAGCCUGGCUGCCCUUUGCCCGGGCUGCGGCCAUCGGGUGGAUGCCGGUGGCCAACUGCCCCAUGCCGCUCGCCCCGGCCGACAAGAACAAGCGGCAGGAUGAACUGAUCGUGCUCAACGUGAGCGGGCGGAGGUUCCAGACCUGGAGGACCACGCUGGAGCGCUACCCGGACACGCUGCUGGGCAGCACGGAGAAGGAGUUCUUCUUCAACGAGGACACCAAGGAGUACUUCUUCGACCGCGACCCGGAGGUGUUCCGCUGCGUGCUCAACUUCUACCGCACCGGCAAGCUGCACUACCCGCGCUACGAGUGCAUCUCCGCCUACGACGACGAGCUGGCCUUCUACGGCAUCCUGCCCGAGAUCAUCGGCGACUGCUGUUACGAGGAGUACAAGGACCGCAAGAGGGAGAACGCCGAGCGGCUCAUGGACGACAACGACUCGGAGAACAACCAGGAGUCCAUGCCCUCGCUCAGCUUCCGCCAGACCAUGUGGCGGGCCUUCGAGAACCCGCACACCAGCACCAUGGCCCUGGUCUUCUACUACGUGACUGGCUUCUUCAUCGCCGUCUCGGUCAUCACCAACGUGGUGGAGACGGUGCCGUGCGGCACGGUGCCGGGCAGCAAGGAGCUGCCGUGCGGGGAGCGCUACUCGGUGGCCUUCUUCUGCCUGGACACGGCCUGCGUCAUGAUCUUCACCGUGGAGUACCUGCUCCGGCUCUUCGCGGCGCCCAGCCGCUACCGCUUCAUCCGCAGCGUGAUGAGCAUCAUUGACGUGGUGGCCAUCAUGCCCUACUACAUCGGCCUGGUCAUGACCGACAACGAGGACGUGUCCGGGGCCUUUGUCACGCUGCGCGUCUUCCGCGUCUUCCGGAUCUUCAAGUUCUCCCGCCACUCCCAGGGCUUGCGGAUCCUGGGCUACACGCUGAAGAGCUGUGCCUCUGAGCUCGGCUUUCUGCUCUUCUCCCUCACCAUGGCCAUCAUCAUCUUCGCCACUGUGAUGUUUUAUGCCGAGAAGGGCUCCUCGGCCAGCAAGUUCACGAGCAUCCCUGCCUCUUUUUGGUACACCAUUGUCACCAUGACCACACUGGGAUAUGGAGACAUGGUGCCCAAGACAAUUGCAGGGAAGAUCUUCGGCUCCAUCUGCUCCCUGAGUGGCGUCCUGGUCAUUGCCCUGCCAGUUCCUGUGAUUGUUUCCAACUUUAGCCGGAUUUACCACCAGAAUCAGAGAGCAGAUAAACGCAGGGCACAGAAGAAGGCCCGCCUUGCCAGGAUCCGUGUGGCCAAAACGGGCAGCUCCAAUGCCUACCUGCACAGCAAGCGCAACGGGCUCCUCAACGAGGCGCUGGAGCUGACGGGCACCCCAGAAGAGGAGCACAUGGGUAAGACCACGUCGCUCAUCGAGAGCCAGCACCAUCACCUGCUGCACUGCCUGGAAAAAACCACUGGGUUGUCCUAUCUUGUGGAUGAUCCCCUGUUAUCUGUACGAACCUCCACCGUCAAGAACCAUGAGUUUAUCGAUGAGCAGAUGUUUGAGCAGAACUGCAUGGAGAGUUCAAUGCAGAACUACCCAUCCACGAGGAGUCCCUCACUGUCCAGCCACCCAGGCCUCACCACCACCUGCUGCUCCCGUCGUAGUAAGAAGACCACACACCUGCCCAGUUCCAACCUGCCAGCCACCCGCCUGCGCAGCAUGCAGGAGCUCAGCACGCUCCACAUCCAGGGCAGCGAGCAGCCCUCCCUCACUACCAGUCGCUCCAGCCUUAAUUUGAAAGCAGACGACGGACUGAGACCAAACUGCAAAACAUCCCAGAUCACCACAGCCAUCAUCAGCAUCCCCACUCCCCCAGCGCUAACCCCAGAGGGGGAAAGUCGGCCACCCCCUGCCAGCCCAGGCCCCAAUACGAACAUUCCUUCCAUAGCCAGCAAUGUUGUCAAGGUCUCCGCCUUGUAAAACCACUGGACAAAGGGCCAGAGCGGUAGUGGGGAGUGGAGGGGGCUGGCAUGUUGGUGGGUGGCCACUGGGACCACCCCCUCCCCCUUACCCCACUAUUUCUGCCUGCCCCAUUAUACCCCUAGCACUGAGACUUGUGCCUGGAAGGAACAGGAGGCAGCAAAGGGGCACCUGAGGUUCACGCUGCUGGCGUGGACACAGCCCUGUGGCACCGCAUCUCACUGGGGCCAGAGGAGGGGAGGGAGGGAGGUGGGGCUGGGCUGGUGGGGGGUAUAGGCUGUGUGCCAGGACAGGGCCUGGAGAAGGGAGCCUCAGACCAAAUAACAGUCGUUUUCGGAGACCCCAGUGAGGACAAUAUAAGACCAAGAGCAGCACAGAGGCCAAGCUGUCACUUGCAAAACAGGAAGAAAAUAUAACACUGUGUAUUUAAGCACCUUUUUCAAGGCUCUUAAUGGAUAAUAUUUAUUCAUGGGAAAAGGUGGAAAACAAAAACACCAACAGAUUUUUGUGAAAUGUUUUUCUUCAUGGACCCAACACCUUUGAACCAAAACAAUGCAUUUUGUGAGGGCUUUUUUUUUUUUCUUUUCUUUUCCUCCUUUUAUAGCAAAAGCUUUUAGGCUAAGAAGUCAGUUAUGGCUGAGUUCUCUCUCCAUUCCCCCAGGUGGGUGAGGUCAACUGAGCCUGGGCCCCCACUGCCCAGCUGACCUGCGCAGAGCUGCCAAGUGACCACACACCAGUCCUUUCCCUCUGUCUGUCCCUGUCUCCGUCUCUGUGCCUCUCCGCUUACUCCCUGGCUGUUUCUGUGUCCAGCCGUCUGUCUCUACAUGGGUCCCAGUGAUCCUGAGACAUGUUAGUAAAGCCUUCUCACUGCCAAGCACUGCGGACUUGUGCUGGGAGUUAUAUUUGUGUGAAGCAAUUGUGGAAGAGGAAAGAAUGGAGUGAAAAAUGGGGAGAUGAGAGGUAGGGAAGUUUACCUUAGAGAACAAAGGUGCUUCCCUUGUGGUUGGAACCACUUGUGUUUGCAGUUUCAGUUUCUGGGGAAGAAAGGGAAUGACCAGAUUUAUCACACUGGGAUCGUGAAACAGGAAAUAGCCAACACCCGAGGAGCAGCCAACUCUGGUGUGUGCCAGUGAGGAGAGAACGGAAGAUCCCAGGGCCCCGCGGCGGCAGUCGGGCUCCGUGGCACCUCGCUAUGUACCCUUCUUUCAGGACCCACCGCAAAGCCCAUCCAGAGCUCUGCCACGAGGCCCCAUGAGCGGUUUCCUCCAGAGAGGGCAGUGGUACGGGGACUGAGGCAGCUCCCACAUGGAGGCUGUGGGAGGUUAAGCCUGCGUGCCUCGUGAAGGUUGCUCCACAGCGUGAAAGCAAGCGCGAGAUUCUAGAUGGUUCUCACCUGGUAUGAAAGAUGCCUUGAGAUCUGAGGAGUCUUCAGGCCUGGUCCUCCCUGAAGAUAGCUGAAACGGGGGAGAAGCCUGAUCACCUCUGUGCAAGUGAGAGAGCGAAGAUUAUCUCCUGAAAAACCUGGACAACAUAUCUGUUCAAGGGGCUUGCACCCUGGUGGGGCUGGGAACGGCGUUUCUGGAAUCCUAACCAUUGUUCACUGCAUUAGGCAGAGCAGGUGGGCUUCGGGGUUAGUGACAAGCCCCUUCCCACCCUCUCCGGUUCCAGGCUACCCUACUGCAGGCUCUGUAGCCUGGGCUCUGAAACACUUGAGCUCCUUGGAAGCUCCUUAUCCAUCCUACAGCUGCUUAGUGGUUAGCUGUUUAAUUGUAGGCCAAGAAUUUCUCUGCCCACCACGGUCAUCUAAAUGAGUUUCACUAGCCAGGACCCUAAAAACACUGUUUCUGGGCUUCCCUAUGACCCCAGCUCGAUUGACCCUGUAGGCAGGGAAAGUCAGCAGGUUUUGAGGUGGCACCUUAGCAGAGGUGGGCAGCAGGCAGAGGAGAGGGAGCCUUUCUUUCUACGUCUCCUUACGCUUACCUCCCUGACCACGGACUGAGUUCUUUCUCUGGGUCUUGCUUCAAGGAUUGCCCGUUAAUGUGGGAAUGGAGCGGUUCUUGUCCUCUGAGCUUAUGGUCUAAGAAGGCAGAAAAGCUCACAACAACAGAGGAAUAUGUGUGUGCACACACACAAAACCAACCUAAACACAUCGGGGACUACUUACUCACAUCCAUUCAUUUCAUACACACGCCUCACACAGAAGACCAGGCUGGAAUCCACUUAGAAGGCAGGCAAAGGACUAGAAAAGGAUUUUUCUCUUAAAAUAAUGGGUAAUAGAACAAUGAUAGGAAUGUCUAAGUAUCUAAGUUACAUAUCAUAAGACCCAAGGGAAGAAAGGGAUAAAGCGGUAAGCAGGAACAUGGUUGCAUACAUAUACAAACUGCCUGUGCUUAAUUUAAGAGCAGGUCAUCACAGGGUUUAGAAUAGUGACUGAUGCAACCAAGGAUCUGUUUGAUAGUGCACCAUGGGAGCAUUUAGUGGUUCCCACAAAAAUUAAUAAAUUUUAAGUAUCAUGUCCCAAACAAUUUCCCAUGUUUUUUAUUGACCCUAAUGGACUGAAUGUUUUAUGUUCCUUCAGUUUCAUUUUCAAAGCCCACAUUAUGCCAGUUCCUAAAAGACCAUUAGACCAUCCCCUUCCUCUCCAUCCCCUACUGUAGCCUUAGCCAGGGAUACAGCAUCUAGCUCACCUCUGGCCAACCCAGGAAAAAGAUGUUAACCCAGAAAAAUGGCAGAUCUACACAACAGAACACAACUAGGCUACACUGCUACAGAGUAUUUGUAAGUAAACACAAGGUCCAAAGCGUGCUGAGUCCGUUUAAUAAGUCUAACUCAUCAACCAGCCACUCGGAACCAGGAUAUCAGGGUUUUCUGGGGGCCAGGGGCCUUCUGGUAUGAUGACUCUUGAGCUUUCAUAGUUCAUGAACCACUUCACCAUAAUAAGAGAUUUCCCCAAACCACCCUCCCAUUCAGUCCCACUCAGCAUUAAGGGGUGGGAGGAAAGGAAGAUGAAAAAGAAACCUAAUAGCUACGUUCAAACGUCAAAUGAAUGGAAACAGAAGAAAGUAUUAAGAGUAUAUCAGAACUAGGAGAAAUUAAAGACUGCCUAAUUCAUUCUACAGCAUAGAAAGCUGAGGCCCAGAGAUAUUAAAUGAGUUGCUCAAGGACACGCAGUCGUGUAAUGACAGGGCUGGGACCAGAACAAAGAUCCCUUGGCUAUUAGUAUAAUGCUUUUUCCACCAUGCCCACUGCCCCUCAGAGCAAUGCCAUAAUUGGAGCCAUAGUCUUAUGUAAAUGUCAAUACCACUUGGACACAGCCCUUGGAAAUCACCUGACUGUACUAAUACAAACCAUAUCAUUUGGAAACCACUAUUGUCUAGGUAGAACCAGCUAUGGAAUGUCAAUUCUGUCAGAACAGUGAAUAGUUAAGUUUUUUCAGUCAAAUGUUCUCUCUUCUCAAUGAAGAGAAGGAUAGGACAAUGACAUUUCAAGCAUACCUUUCCUAGUCCUUCUGGUCUUUACUACAAUCUGUGAUGGUAGUAGGUAAAGUAACUAAAUUCCUACUUCAAAGAGAGGAAAAUAGGUGGAAAGCUGAGUGACUUAUCCAAGUUCAUGUAGCACAUUAGUGGCAGAACUAUGAUUGCAAUCCAGGACUUAGACAUCUUGUCCUGGGAUGUCUCCUCCACAUCAUAUUGCAUUGCUCUGAGGCUUGCUUUUAAUCCCUGGAUUUCAAGGGUGGUGAUCAGGGGGAGGAAGCAUUCCAUUCCGAACCACCCUGAACCAGGAUUUCCAGAAGCAAAGUCUGUUCUAUUUCUCCUUCAUCCUCUAUUUUAAUAACUAGUGCCAAGCUCAGGACUAACUGCAUAGACUCCCUUUCAAAAGACCAAUAGAUGGUCUCAAUGACAGUUGAACACAUUAGUUUACAGUCACACAGAAUUUGAGCAGAAAUCAAAGUGGACAGUUAAUGCUGAUCCAUAAUUAACAAAAAAGUAAACUCGUGGAUGUGCUGAGGACUUUAUCCAGUUUUCAAAGUAGGAUUCCUGCAGUUCAGGAUCAUGUCACUUAUUAGAAUGUAGGCAAGGAAAAUGUACAUUGAAACAUUAUGUACCUAGACUUUUUCCUUGUCUUUUUUAUUUUGCAGAAGUAGUAGUUGAAAUUGAGCUAACACUAUUAAUGAAUUUCAGUCAUCCAGGCUCCCUCUCUUCAAUUACCAGGUAACUAUAAGGCAGAAAGAUCACAAUGCUGUUAAUUUAAGGCAAUAUUAGUUUUCUUUCUAUACUGGUUGGCAUGGUAACCGUGACAAACUUUUAUUUUCCCUUUCUGAUUUUCCUAAUGAAAUCUCAUUACUUGCAAAGCUUUAACAAUGACUAGAUGAAGGAAAAACACUGUUACGACCCAUGACCCUUGGAGCCCAAAGAGCAUCAUGAAGAAAAUCAUUACAACUAAGAGAAAGUGGCUAUCAAAAAAAUGAAACAGCUUUAAAGAGGUUCCUUUUAAGUCUUGUUUUCUAUUCAGAAUGUUCUAUGUUUUUUCUCAUCAAGUGUGGGAUGACAUUUAUCUUAGCAGAUUACUUAACUACACUGGAUGAUGCCAUUCUAACCAGUGUAGGGCACUGAUCCAAGUCCUGGGGGCUCCUUGGACCAAUGGACUAUUUUACAAACCUGGGAGGUGGGAGGGAUGGUAUAUUUUUGAUAAUCAGACAUUCCAAUGUAGUGUUUUCCUUAGAGGUCACCCCCCCCAUUAAUGUUAUCGUGAAAAACAUCGUGUGUUCUUUUCUAUUUUCAUAUAAUAAAUGGGCUUUGCUUACCAACAUCAUAAUGGCAAAGAAGAAAUAUACUGUAUAAAACUGCAGGAAGAUAAACAUGUGAAAACUUUCUAUGAAAAAAAAAAACUCUUGAGUUUUCUGUCGUCUUCUUUUGAAACUGUAGUGCAUAUGUUAAAACAUGUAUAUCAUUUACAGUAUUGAGUCGUGUGCCACUGCUGUACCUGAUGUAUCCAAUCUGGAUUAAACAAAUUAUGUGCCACAAUCCCUAAAA
Molecule: messenger RNA, 7261 nt
Organism: Microcebus murinus (gray mouse lemur)
Lineage: Eukaryota; Metazoa; Chordata; Mammalia; Primates; Cheirogaleidae
Source: RefSeq, a predicted model, not a curated record